Fusarium poae is the source of this 1548-nucleotide messenger RNA. RefSeq lists its product as uncharacterized. Bases 1 to 1548 code for a protein of 515 amino acids. NCBI's taxonomy places the organism in Eukaryota, Fungi, Ascomycota, Sordariomycetes, Hypocreales, Nectriaceae. The record is from RefSeq and is a predicted model, not a curated record. The transcript has a single exon.
AUGGAUCCCUUUCAACAACUACCCCCUGUGCUUCGACUCGAGAUAAUGAGCAAUGUUCACUCACACACGACUCUAUGGCGACUCACAAAAGCAUCCCCAGCAAUGUGGAAUCAGUACGUUGCAUCAAAACAUGUCCUUUUCCGAAACUUCAGUUCAAGCUUGGCUCAAGUUGACAACGACAAUCAGGAACUCAUUCAGGAUGCCAUGGCAAUCAUCAGGUUCAAUGAAUCAAUGGGCAAUAAGGAAAAGACAAUAUUCUUUUUAGAAAGAUGGCUUGUCAAAUGUCUGCCGCCAUUCGAAACAAACGCUGACAUUACUAAGCUACAUCGUCUUUUUACGCGCAUCGGUUUCUUUAUCGAGGACUACAUGACAAAAGCAACGUCAGCAUCGCCAACCGAAGCAUACCUUUCUCUCCCUAGGAUGAAGUUUACCAAUACACUCAACAGGAGAGUAACACUUGACGACUUGACAUGGCCCGAGAAACAUCGUCUUUUCAGAGCUUUCUUCAAGUUUGAGGUAUUGAUGAAGAUCUACGAUCCACGCCUGAAACAAUCGAUGGACGAAAACUAUUAUCGAGAAAAUGCUUAUGACUUACUGCACGAGCUUGACCCAUGGAUCCACGAGUCCGUUCUUUGUGUCUUUGGCUAUGUCGAAGCUUGCUAUGGAGUCAUCUUUGCGCAACUAAAAAAGACACACGAAGCCGCAGUGGGUAUCGCCGAAACCGCAAGACGAAAACCGUGUCUGUUUCCCGACAAUCUAUACUUCUCCUCUGCUGCCCACUUCACUGAUAUAUAUUUACCCAGGGAUUGCUUUUCUAUAUCGUGGUGGUUAUCGUGUCACGGACUGGAUCUUCUCGUCCACGUACUCACGCAGAUGCGUCAGACCCCUGAAAGUCGGGAGCGUAUACGCAGCUGGAUAUACUCUAUCUCAUUUGAAGUUCGUGAUCCAUUCACACGUCUUUACGACAUUGAAAGACGAAAAUUGUUCGUUCAUCGACCUGUUUGUCUGUCGCAGGUUUUUGCACAUACAGACAAUUCACUUGCUUACCAUCUUCGUCAAAUAGACGGUACGCUCGAGGAAGAUGAUGCCUCGGACAGCAGUUCUGCUAGCAGUGAUUCCAUAUAUGUAUUCUAUCCAUCUCGUAUGCCUGAAGAGGAUCUCCAGGCCCCCAUACAGUUUCAAAUAUACCGGCAGCGAGCAUGGAUAUUUUGCGACAAUUGGAGGUUAUACAGAACACCACUUUUUGAGCACUUUCCGUCUCCUGAGAGUAUUGAAAUCCAGCAGGAAGCAGUGGAGUCCUGUUAUCCCAUCACGUCCUUGCGUGAGCGCCAGAGACGACGUUCUCCGGAGUGGCAUGAUUACUGGGCUGGGCGAACGCUUGAACCGCCACCCGAAAAAGCACGCAAUCAUUUUUGGGAGGUAGAGUUUGAAAAGAACAAUAUCUGCGAUAUCUCUCACUUUUACGAUUGUGUUACUGACGAAGGGCUUAGUACCUUUUGGAGAUACAGAAAGAGAUACCUUUCAUCGUACUGGAACCGCUCAUACUAG